UCCACUGGUUCAAGUAAUUUGGAGACAUCAUUCUAGAGCGGAGACAACUUGGGAGCUAGAAGAGGAAAUGAAAAAGGUGUAUCCUCGUCUUUUCAUCGAAUAGAGGUACGAUAAAUUUAGAGGACUAAAAUUUUCUUUUAAGGGGGGGAGAGUGUAACACCCCUCAUUUCCGAAUGUUCGUAUAAAUUUUUGAGGAUAAUGUAAGCAUCUAUUUUAAUUGACAAAAGAAAUAGAGUAUGGAUUAGAGGUAACUUAUUUUUAAGAUUUGGGAGAUCUGUUCAAAAAAAAAAAAAAAGAAUCUGAGGACCUAUAUGUAAACCCUAAGGACCUAAUCGUGAAUAUGAUAAAUACAAGGACUAAUCUGCAAAAUGCACCAAAUGACAAAUCCCACCGCUUAAGCUUCUCUGCCUUCGUUCUUAAGGAAGCAAAGAAGGCAGCUCGUGGGUGAUCAGGGAAAGAAAGAAAGAAUGAAGAAGAAGAAGAAGAAGAGAAACAAAAAUUGGGGCUUUUGGGGUUCUUGUUUUAAUCUUUUCACUUCGGGUCAAAAUUUUCAAAGGCAACGAGGAUGACGAGAUCAUCUGAUUCUCUUGUUGCAUCUACUGCUGAUCAAUUGAGUGGUAUUAUGCGGACUUUGGAGACUAUGGCACAAGUGAUGCAACAACAACAACAACCUGUCCAACAAGGAAAUAAUGAUUGGACAGAGACAUCAAACCAGACGGGGUUGGGAAUUGGACAUUUUAAGAAGCUUAGUCCUCCUAGUUUCAGUGGUGAGUCUGAUCCAAUGGUGGCGGAACGAUGGAUGAUGCAGAUAGAGAAAAUAUUUGAUGCCUUAAGUUACGCUGAUGAACGAAAGGUUUUUCUUGCCACCUUUAUGCUGGAAGGAGAAGCUGAACACUGGUGGAGAAUGAUUAAGAGGAUGUCUGAAAUCAAACAUGAGCCAAUGACUUGGAAGUUAUUCCAAGAAAAGUUUAACGACAAAUAUUUUUCAGAUUGCAUGAGAGAGCAAAAAGAAUUGGAGUUCUUGAAUCUUAUCCAGGGAAGUAUGACGGUUACAAAGUAUGAAUCUAAAUUCACUGAGCUCUCCAAGUUUGCCACACAUAUGACUGAUGAUGAAUCUAGAAAGGCAAGAAGGUUUGAAAGGGGAUUGCGGCCAGCAAUAAGAAGCCGAAUGUCAGCUUUAAAAUUACAAACAUAUGCUGAUACGGUGGAAAGAGCUUUGAAAAUUGAAAGAGACAUGGAGGAAAUUCAAGAAAUCAUUGGCAAGGACAAAAGGGACAAAUUUACUGGCAAAAGCAGGAGAGAAAAUGAAUAUGAAGCUAGUAACAAGAGGUUUAAGACAUCUGGAUUUGAGAAAAGGAAACCAUUGGGGAGAACUCAAUUAUGUGCAAAAUGCGGAUUAAAUCAUGAAACAAGUCGGUGUUUUCGGGUGACUGGAGCAUGUUUUGGUUGUGGAAAGCUAGGUCAUCAAAUAAGAGAUUGCCCACUGAACAGGAAGAAAGAGCCACUGUCUCCUAGACCCUCAGUCCAUGCUAGAGUGUACGCUAUCACUGAACAAGAUUCUAAAGCUUCUAAAUUAGUGGUGGAAGGUAUUCUUCAUGUUUCUAAAAGAAAUGCAAAAGUUUUGUUUGAUCCCGGCUCCAACUUAUCUUUUGUUUCACAAUACUUUGCUUGUCACUUGGAUAUUCUACCUAAACCCCUGGAUUAUAUGUUAUAUGUAACAACUGCUGUUGGAGAUUCAUUGGCAACAAACUUGGUCUACCCAUCUUGUUUGAUCUCUAUUGGAGACCACGAACUCCUUUCCUAUUGCAAGCUUUCUAAUCUUUCCUAUUGCAAGUGUCUUGAUCUUUCCUUACCGCAAUUUUACCGUUACAUUUGUUUUGAAUAUGAGGAACUUUGAAUUGUUCUAGCCUUUCAUUUGAUAUAUCUCCUGUUUAGACGUAACGAUUCGAAUCUAUGCAACUUCUGAUAUUCUGACCCUUCUACUUUGUUAUGGCUAUAACUUCAUGUAUUGACCUCUGAUUUGGACAAAACUUAUUUGAUCAGAAUAUAGACUCAUAAACCUUUGUUUUGAUAGCUUAUUUUAAGAAUUCGGAGUAAGUGUGUCUUCCCAAACUUCUGUUUCAAAUGAGCCUACAGAUUCUGCAAAACAGGGAUCGUAAUUU
This is a messenger RNA of Musa acuminata AAA Group (dessert banana), 2162 nucleotides long. RefSeq lists its product as uncharacterized. The coding region runs from base 566 to 1897 and encodes 443 amino acids. Gene Ontology annotation, molecular function: nucleic acid binding; zinc ion binding. The record is from RefSeq and is a predicted model, not a curated record. NCBI's taxonomy places the organism in Eukaryota, Viridiplantae, Streptophyta, Magnoliopsida, Zingiberales, Musaceae. The transcript has 2 exons.